AUGUUUAAAGUUCACAAGGCUUCUGUUCGCGGUGUUGAGGGCCACACCCUCCGGGAGACUGACAAGCGCGACCGCUUCUGGUGGCAUUAUCCUGGUCUCCGCAGUCUUAAUUUCCUUCUACUCGGCUGCAUUGUCUGUGAUAUGACCAAUGGAUACGAUGGUUCUAUGCUUAAUGGUCUCCAAUCACUCCCGUCAUGGCAAGAGGCCUUAGGUCACCCAACAGGUACUCGUCUCGGCACAAUUUCAAAUGGCACUAGAUAUGGACAACUUGCCGCUCUGCUUGUCGCUGCCCCCCUAAUCCAAUGGCUUGGGCCACGGCGUCCCAUUACAAUCGGCUCUCUUCUUCUGCUUAUCGGAGUUGCCCUUCAGGCCAGCGCCCAGAACUACGCCAUGUUUGUGUUCUCAAGAAUCCUAAUCGGCUUCGGAAAUACGAUCCAGAACACGGCAUGUCCUAUCUUGGCGUCGGAGCUUGCCCACCCAUUUCAGAGGACACAGGUUAUUGGUAUCCAGAAUACAACCGGCUCUCUAGGCCAAAUUAUGGCUGCGUGGAUCACGUAUGGUACUUCAUUCAUUGUUGGAUCAUGGUCAUGGCGUCUUCCUUCACUGCUUCAGGCAACCUCGUCCUGUUUCCAGUUGAUCAUGUCUUUCUUCAUGCCCGAGUCGCCCAGAUGGCUUGUCUACCAAAACCGCAGCAAGGAGGCAUACGAGAUUUUAGCCAAGUAUCAUGCUGAAGGCGACGAGUCAUCCCAGCUAUUGCAAUAUGAGAUGGCAGAAAUCGAAGCGGCGAUUGAAGCAGAGAAGUUGCAAGCAUUGUCAUCAUGGAUGGGAUGGUUCAGAACAGCCGCUAACCGAUAUCGGCUCUUUAUCAUUGUUACCUCCGGUUUCAUCAUCCAGUGGUGUGGCAAUGCUUUGCUGUCAUACUAUAUUCACCUUGUCUUCAACUCCAUUGGCAUAACCAACAGCAAGCAGCAGCUUCUUCUCAAUGGUGGCAUCACUAUCAACGGCUGGGUUUGGGGUAACCUGUUUUCGCUCUUCAUCGACAAGAUAGGCCGCCGCCCUAUGUGGCUGAUUGGUAUGAGUGGAAUGUUUGUCGCAUUUUUGUUACUUACCGUUUUCACGGGAGUCAACACAGGCAUCGAUUACGAAAACCAUGCUCUCGGCCGUGCCACCAUAUUCACUAUUUUUCUCUUUGGCGUCUUUUAUAAGAUGCCUGGCUGUAUGCUCAACUCGUACGUUGCUGAAGUGGCGCCGUUUGACCUGCGUGCCAAAGCGUUUGUCAUUUCCAGCUUUGGAGACGCAGCAGCCAACAUCUUUUCUGGGUAUACGAAUCCAAUUGGACUCGCAGCGAUAGGAUGGAAGUACUACAUUGUUUGGUGUUGUGUGCUUGUCAGUAACUUUUGCAUCAUAUACUUCUUUUACCCUGAGACGAAGAAUCUCUCUCUGGAGGAAGUUGCGCAACUCUUUGAUGGCCCUAGCUCUGUCGAGGCUAAACUUCACGAAGGCACGGAGGAAGUUGAAGAGAAAAGAGGCGAGAUUAACGAGGCUACGACGGCGGUUCAUAUUGGAUGA
This is a messenger RNA of Trichoderma virens Gv29-8, 1569 nucleotides long. RefSeq lists its product as uncharacterized. The record is from RefSeq and is a predicted model, not a curated record. The transcript has 2 exons. NCBI's taxonomy places the organism in Eukaryota, Fungi, Ascomycota, Sordariomycetes, Hypocreales, Hypocreaceae. Gene Ontology annotation, molecular function: carbohydrate:proton symporter activity. Gene Ontology annotation, biological process: transmembrane transport; carbohydrate transport. Gene Ontology annotation, cellular component: membrane. The coding region runs from base 1 to 1569 and encodes 522 amino acids.